CCCAUCAAUCCCAACUCUUUCCUUCCAUCCUUUCCCUUCCCCUACCUUCUUUAUAAAACCUUCCUUCUCCCCUCAAUUCAUAACCCUCAACUUUCCUUUCCCACAUAACAAUGCUGAGAUCGAUUACCGCCCUCAACCGGCUACUGCACCACCCCUUACCCUCUAAUAACCGCUGGCUUUCCUCUGCCCACCUCACCGCCACUCACGAUGAGCCAGUUGCUCUUCCUAAAUUGCCACCUUUUGAUUACAAUCCUCCGCCGUACGAGGGGCCCUCCGGCGAGGAGAUUUUAAGGAAACGCAAGGAAUUUCUUAGCCCUUCUAUGUUCUUUUUUUAUAACAAACCUCUAAACAUUGUACAUGGAAGGAGGCAGUACUUAUUCGAUGAGAAUGGGCGGAGGUAUUUAGACGCUUUUGGGGGGAUCGCGACUGUGAGCUGCGGUCACUGCCAUCCGGAAGUGGUGGAAGCCAUUGUGAAUCAAACAAAAAGCCUCCAACAUUCUACCGUUCUUUAUCUCAAUAAUGCCAUCACUGAUUUUGCAGAGGCUUUAGCUUCCAAAUUGCCCAACGACCUCAAAGUGGUCUUUUUUACGAACUCGGGAACGGAAGCAAACGAGCUGGCCCUGAUGAUGGCGAGGCUAUACACAGGCAACCAUGAUGUAAUUUCUGUAAGAAACUCAUAUCAUGGUAAUGCCGCUGCAACCAUGGCCGCUACGGCUCAGAGCGUUUGGAAAUUCAACGUCAUUCAGAGCGGAGUUCAUCAUGCUUUGAAUCCAGACCCAUACAGAGGCAUGUUCGGAUCAGAUGGAGAGAAAUAUGCAAGAGACGUUCAAGAAAUCAUUGAUUAUGGAACUUCAGGGAAUGUUGCUGCCUUUAUAUCCGAAGCUAUACAAGGAGUGGGAGGAAUCGUUGAAAUGGCGUCUGGUUACUUGGGUGAGGCAUACAAAGUGGUUAGAAAUGCAGGGGGUUUGUGUAUUGCGGAUGAAGUCCAAGCUGGGUUCGGCCGUACAGGAACCCACUUCUGGGGUUUCCAAGCCCAAGGCGUUGUCCCAGACAUUGUAACCAUGGCCAAAGGAAUUGGGAAUGGAAUCCCAAUGGGGGCAGUGGUAACAACCAUAGAAAUAGCCCAAGUUUUGAUGAGACGGAGUUAUUUCAAUACAUUCGGAGGGAACCCAGUAUGCUGUGCAGCAGGGAGAGCAGUUUUGAAAGUGAUUGAUGAAGAGAAACUUCAAGAAAACGCAUUCGCCGUCGGCACAUACCUCAAACAAAGGCUCGCAGCACUUCAACAUAAAUACCAACUGAUUGGAGAUGUGCGAGGAAGAGGACUGAUGCUUGGGGUUGAGCUCGUCACGGAUCGUCAAUUCAAGACCCCCGCAAAGGCCGAGACUCUGUAUAUAAUGGACCAAAUGAAAGAUUUGGGAGUGCUAAUUGGGAAAGGUGGGUGCCACGGGAAUGUGUUCAGAAUCACUCCUCCGCUUUGCUUCACAAAAAAAGACGCAGAUUUUCUUGUGGACGCAAUGGACUACACCAUGUCCAAGAUCUGAAUUUAAACAAAAAUACCAAUUAUAAUUGGGUGUAAAUCAAUUACAGAAGAGAAUUCUAGCAAUUAACUGUCAAAUUUAAAUCUCUCUACUUAUCAUAA
Cucumis melo (muskmelon) is the source of this 1639-nucleotide messenger RNA. RefSeq names its product alanine--glyoxylate aminotransferase 2 homolog 3, mitochondrial. The record is from RefSeq and is a predicted model, not a curated record. Gene Ontology annotation, cellular component: mitochondrion. The coding region runs from base 111 to 1541 and encodes 476 amino acids. Gene Ontology annotation, molecular function: pyridoxal phosphate binding; transaminase activity. Lineage: Eukaryota; Viridiplantae; Streptophyta; Magnoliopsida; Cucurbitales; Cucurbitaceae. The transcript has 9 exons.